Messenger RNA from Spodoptera litura, 846 nucleotides. RefSeq lists its product as uncharacterized. Lineage: Eukaryota; Metazoa; Arthropoda; Insecta; Lepidoptera; Noctuidae. The record is from RefSeq and is a predicted model, not a curated record.
AAGAAAUUAUUCUGUGAAUUAUCAAAGACUUUAAUAUUGUGUUACUUGUUUAUAUAUUAAUUUUAUAGGAUAUUAUUAAUUUAUCACAUAAGGUGGUUUAAGUAAACUUCUUUAACUUUGAGAAGCUGAGGUUGUUUUGGAAAUUAAUCACAACAGAAUAAUUGGGGUUUAGUAUAAACAUUGGUCCUACGUGAUGUUCAUCAGAUGUGUUUAGUAAAUUUGUCUGCUCGCCUGAUUACACUGACACACGUGCGUGCAAAAGUGAAUUCAGACCUUCCUGUUGAUCCUUUGUGAGCAGUAGGAGUUAGUUCGUUGAGCGCUCAGCACAACCAUUGUUGUAUUUGUAGUAAUAGACGACCCGAUACUAUUACCAAACAUUUAUUGAUAGCUAAUUUGGACAAAACGGAACUUGUAUUGAAGUAACGUUGUAAAGUUUACUAUGGAUUUACGACUGACUAUUCUCCUAUGUUUUUUUGUAAUCGUAGUCGCGUCGGCUCUUCCCUCGGAUCGUAGGGAAGUGUUUCGUUCGAGGCGGGAUGUGAUGGACACCAUGAGGAACGCGUGGAGCGAGGUCGUGAAGACACUGUCGGACGCUGGUGACGCGGUCGUGCAUGUAUUCAAGCCGACGGAGAAGAGCGUCAUUGACAAAAUAACAGACGGAGGCCGAGGCACCGAGAAUGGAGACGUAAAUGAUGGAAAUCCAGUAUGUGAAAUACAAAAUCAGAGAAGACUUUUUCAUCGUCAACGUGUCGCCGUUCUAGUGCUGGGUUAAUCACCACACUGAAUGAAGACGUUUCCCCACGACAUUUUCCUGCCUAAAUAAACUUAGAAAGUACCUAUACAUCA